Messenger RNA from Amoebophrya sp. A25, 2330 nucleotides. NCBI's taxonomy places the organism in Eukaryota, Dinophyceae, Syndiniales, Amoebophryaceae. The record is from the annotation of a GenBank genome assembly.
GAAGGAUUCGAGCAAGUUAUCUUCAACAGAGUGAAAGAAUUCGUGGAGCAAAAAGUGAAAGAAAUGUUUGCAGAGGAAAGCGAUCUUCAAGAUGCUGAGGAAACGCCCCAACCAAUCCAGGCGCAGCAGCUACUCUGUGAAGAGGAAAUGCGGAACAGUUGUAAGCAAGAAAUGCAAGAUGAUGAUGAAACGAAAAUUGAUGACACAAGUGCAGCAGAUCAUCCUGUUGAUGCCCUAGCUGUCGAGAUUUUGAAGUAUAUUUUCGUUCCUCGUCCGACGCAGAGAAUUUUUUACGACGUGUGGUCCCAAGGACCACGACUUCUGCCCAACGAUCUAGCGAUGAAAAUCGAACAUCUGGAGUCCUUGCCCAGUGUCUUGAAACUCAUCGACUUGCUUGUCUCUACCGAUGAGAAAGAUGUAGCACAUCCUGUACAAGAACUUGAAGUACUAGACCAAUCACUAUCACCUUCGCAGACCAGUAAGGAACUUGAAUCUUCAUCAGAGACACGAGACCUUGACGCACAGGCACGAGACCGAGACGUGCCCGCUGCGAUUUCCAGACGAACGAGGCGCCACUGGCUAGCGAGACGUAGCUCGUCAAAAGAUUCCUUUAGUCGCGCUAAUGGUGAAGAAACACGACAGGAUGAAGAAAGAGCUGAUGGCGUAUCCGUAGGUGAUUCAAGUAGAACAUCGUACAAAGAACUCGUCGAUAUAACUGCACAAGAUGUUAGCGUCGUCGAUGCUAUUCGAAAGUCCCUUUCUUACUCGCUUUCGCUAUCGACAUUGAAUUCGAUGUACAAAAAGAAUUGUGUGUCUUCUAAGACUAAGAAAGCAGUCGACCAAGAAGAUAGAGCACAUCAACUUCUUGCAAAAAUCCGAUCCAACACUGAACAAAGACUUAUCUCCCAAACUCGCACUGUCCCGGAAGCAAGAGCCGCGUCCCGAGCUCUGCACGCAGUCUUUGUAAAGGCUUCACAUUUUCCGCAUGGCUCUGAGCUCGCUUUUGCAAAGUUGGUCGAAAGAGGAACAAAAUGCCCCAAUAAAGGAGCACUCUUUAAUUUCCUGUGGAAUACACGGUUUGGAUCCCACUUCCGACAAUGGGCGUAUGAGAUGUGGAUACCGCCCCCAGUGAAAGAAGUGCCAGAUUUUAGGAAGGCUGUGGAGGGAACCCAGUCCGCGUCCGAGCAAAAGUCCUAUCAUUAUCCGAGAGCCGAAAGGGCGUGGCAACGUCAAGAAGGUGGAAAGCAGAUAGAAGUAGUCGAUGAGGCGCAUAUAGAGUUUCAUCCACCGGGAAAAGGUCAGUUUACGAUUUAGAGAAAUGCAGAUGAACACGACACGGAAAACUUAAACUCUCCUGCAUACUUACAACAGGAGGAUAAUGAUCAACUGGAGGCCACAGAGGCACUGCUGGCCACAACCACAUGGCAGUAUACGCACUCCUUCUGGUGCAGACAGACUUGAAAUAGUGAACGAUAACUACUACAAGUAGGAACAACAUCUUUAUUCGUGAACAAAUAACCAUUCUACGUACUAUUUUUUGAAAUUAGCACGGAGACGAUGAACAAGAACUUACUUUAAGUAAAAGCGAUGAGCACCCCAAAGAACCAAGGGCAGCGUAGUAAAACCUCUACAACUUCUACAACUGAUUCUUAGAAACUACAACAUCUCAUCCGAGAGACGAAAGGACGUGGCAACGUCAAGAAGGUGGAAAGCAGAUAGAAGUAGUCGAUGAGGCGCAUAUAGAGUUUCAUCCACCGGGAAAGCAUACGUCACAGAAGGCAACCGAUCACGAUCUGCGGAUCGCACUGUUCAAGGUGCCUAUCGUCCCCCCUUGCUUGAACGGAGACGACAUCUGCCUCUCUGAGAUGCUGCAAGCGAACGAGCAAGGCUUUCGCUUGAAAAACGCGUCAAAGGCGAUUCUCUGAGCGCCGGCAGAGGUGGCUGAAGUCCACUCCAUUGACUCGUGCGUCCCAUCGGUGAAGUGACAUAUCGAAUUUUUGUUCCUCAAAAAAGCCUAGACGGGGACGCUUCGGAUGAUGAAGACGACGAGGACGCCAAUCCACGCGCCUUUUAAUACUUAGAAGGAAUAUGAACUAGUACUUGUACUAGUAGUACAAAGAAAAUAUAAAGAACUACGAAGGAAAACAACUUGCUUUAGCGUCAACGCAUUUCACUCGAGCUUGAUGCUGAUCUUGACAUCGAGUCUUUACUUACAAUCCUGAGCGUCCCUCUCGCCCUAAGUUAAGACCAAAAUCGCUAAAGUUUAAUGAUCUGUCCAUGACUGAGACUGCUUUCGUUCAAUUUGUUCUCAUGCAAACCAAACUUACAAU